UUGUGGCAGCCCGGCGUAUGGAAUUUCUGCUGCUGUCACAAUGCUGUUGGUCCUUGAGGCAGCGUGAGAGUUGCAGUCCCAGGGCGUUGGAUGGCACCCAUAUUGAAGCCCUCCUCAUGGAGAUGCAGAAUCCAGACACUGGCAUCAAAAUGCACACUCAGAGAGUGAUGAUCACUAACAUCCCGCAUGCUAUGACAGGUAGUGACAUACUGCAGUGGAUUAUGCAGCAUCUGAAAAUCGUGGAGGAAGAGGCACUAAACUUGGGGAAUCUACUUGUCAAGUAUGGCUACAUCUACCCUUUGCAAGAGCCGAAAAACCUCAUCCUCAAAACAGACAGCAGCCUCUACAGAUUUCAGGCACCCUAUUUCUGGCCCACCCAGCAAUGGGCAGCAGAUGAUACCGACUAUGCAAUCUACCUAGCCAAGAAAAAUAUUAAGAGGAAAGGGAUGUUAGAAGAGUAUGAAAAGGAACAUUACAACUUGCUAAAUAAAAAAAUAAACUACAAAUGGGAUUUUGUUGUUAUGCAGGCCAAAGAGCAGUAUAGGACAGGAAAGGAACGGAAGAAGGCAGACAGGUACGCUCUGGAUUGUCAGGAGAAGGCCUAUUGGCUAGUGCAUCGAACACCUCCCGGCAUGCAAGACGUCCUGGAGUACGGACUAGACCGAGUAACUGAUCCCAAUGAAAAUAAGAAAAAAACCAUUGAUGUUUAUAGAAGAGAGAUCAUGUACUACCAGCAAGCCAUCAUGAAGUCCACAGUGAAAUCUUCUGUCUCCCUCGGAGGGAUCGUGAAGUACAGUGAACAGUUCCUCUCCAAUGACCCCAUCAUGUCUGGAUGCCUCCCCAGCAAUCCCUGGAUAACCGAUGACGCGGAGUUCUGGGAGCUCAAUGCAAAGCUAGUGGAAAUCCCUACCAGGAUGCGUGUGGAGCGAUGGGCCUUUAAUUUUAACGAGCUGAUCAGGGACCCGAAAGGCCGGCAGAACUUCCAGCUCUUCCUGAAGAAAGAAUUCAGUGGAGAGAAUCUGGGAUUCUGGGAAGCCUGUGAGGACCUGAAAUAUGGCGACCAAUCCAAAGUCAAAGAAAAAGCAGAAGAAAUUUACAAACUCUUCCUGGCUCCCGGGGCGAGGCGCUGGAUUAACAUUGACGGCACGACCAUGGGCAUCACCGUCCGGGGUCUCAAGCACCCUCAUCGCUACGUUUUAGAUGCGGCGCAGACUCAUAUUUACAUGCUCAUGAAAAAGGACUCUUAUGGUCGCUAUUUAAAGUCUCCCAUAUACAAGGAGAUGUUGGCCAAGGCCAUCGUGCCCCAAGAGACAGUGAAGAAAAGUUCCAGUUUCCCGUUCGCUCGCCGUCACCUCCGGUCCAGCCCCAGCCCCGUCAUCCUGAGGCAGCAGGAAGAAGAGGCCAAGGCCAAAGAAGCAGCAACCAACGUGGAUAUUACCCAGCUGUGUCAGUUCACUGCUCCCAUCCCUCACCUGGCUGUGUACACCGGCACCUCUGUUCCUUCAUCUCCGUCAACUCCGCCCCCCUCCUGCCAGCUCCCAAACAACCUUCCUGCCCAGUCCCCUAGGCACAUCACCCUGCCAAACAGCACUGUCUGCCCUUCCCCCAUUAGCCUCGCCCUGGACAGUACCCCCUGCUUGGAGAGGAAGUGGGAAGCCAACGGGUCCAACUCGAACCCCUUUCCUUCUAUCGCCGAGAGCACGGAGAUCUCCAUGGAUUCGGAAUCGGGCACUUGCAGCAGCCAGCUGCCGGAGAACGGGGAAGCCAAAGCACCUCCCAAAUCCCGGAUGACCUUGUCCUUCAGCAGGUUCUUGAAACGGGGAUGUUUAAACUCGCCGGUGUUUGCCACUCUCUCGCCAAAGUGCCCGGCUGUAACCCACGGAAAGGUUCAGCCGCUCGAUGACCUGGAGCAACAGUUGCAGCAGAAGUCCAAAACAGUGACCAACUUCUUCCAGAUAAAAGUGGACAUUCCUCCAGAGAGCAGGAUCUACCCAAUAGACUCUGAGGAAGCGGAGGAGGACUGCCCCCCGGCUUGUAAGGACUCCGUGAAGGAAGUUAUCUGCCCUUGGGAGAACCUUCCAGAACAAGGGAAAGCUGGAUAACAAGCAACUCUCCGUGCAGACAGGAUGUGACCUACUUAUAAAUGGAUCUUUUCUUUCCAGGCCCUGACUCUGCAAGGUUCACCACGUACAGUUCAAUAUAUGAACCUGCUGCUAAAAAAGUACAUUAGAGUCAUGCUUCAGUGUCAAGGAGACUCAAACCACGCUGGCUAUGAGUAAUGGACCCUGACACACACAUCUGUGUGUGUCUCCUGACCUAUUUUCCUUCGUAUCUUUAGAAAGUCAGACUCAUCUAUUACUGACUUUUUGAUAAAUGAACCUUAUUUGCUGCCUUAUAGUUGAUAAAAAUGUGUCCUAGGGGAUAUUCUCUCCCAUGUAAGUAGAUUCUUGAUCCUUGCAAAGUGCUGUACAGGUGAAAUGUAGCUAUCUUGAAGGUGUCUCUAAGGGUGUGUCUA
Pelodiscus sinensis (Chinese soft-shelled turtle) is the source of this 2515-nucleotide messenger RNA. The record is from RefSeq and is a predicted model, not a curated record. NCBI's taxonomy places the organism in Eukaryota, Metazoa, Chordata, Testudines, Trionychidae.